Drosophila grimshawi is the source of this 1172-nucleotide messenger RNA. Its product is annotated as probable methyltransferase-like protein 15 homolog. The record is from RefSeq and is a predicted model, not a curated record. The transcript has a single exon. Gene Ontology annotation, molecular function: rRNA (cytosine-N4-)-methyltransferase activity. Gene Ontology annotation, biological process: rRNA base methylation. The coding region runs from base 1 to 1110 and encodes 369 amino acids. NCBI's taxonomy places the organism in Eukaryota, Metazoa, Arthropoda, Insecta, Diptera, Drosophilidae.
AUGAUGAUCCAAUUCCUGACUAGACUAAGACCAAUCAUAGCUGUACAACAACAAAUAAGACACUGCACGGUGCCAGUAACGCCAUCAACUCCAACGCCAACGCCGGUUGCAGCUCCACAUGUGCCUGUGCUCUGUCAGACGGCAAUUGAAUAUUUGGAGCCACGGCCAAAGGGAAAAUACAUUGAUAUGACCUUCGGUGCAGGUGGACAUACGCGUCGCCUGCUCGACAGCUGUCCGGAGGCGACUGUUUAUGCCUUGGAUCGUGAUCCCAUUGCCUAUGAGUUGGCGCAGCGUUUGAGCCAGGAGUCUGCGUAUGCUGGACGAUUGGUGCCGCUGCUCGGUAAAUUCUCAGAUUUGCCGCAGCUAUUAACUGAUCGCAAUGUGCCGCGGCACAGUUUCGAUGGCAUACUCUUCGAUUUCGGUUGCAGUUCGAUGCAGUUUGAUGAGGCUGCUCGUGGCUUCUCCAUUGCACACAACGGGCCGCUGGACAUGCGCAUGGAUUGUGGACGCAGUGGCGGUGUGAGUGCCGCCGAUGUCCUUGCUCGCAUUGAGGAAGCGGAUUUGGCGCGCAUACUGCGUGUCUAUGGCGAGGAGAAGGCGGCCAAGAAAAUCGCCCGUGCCAUUGUGGAGGCACGCGGCGCACUGCAACGCAUUGAGACAACCAGGCAGCUGGCGGAGCUUGUGGCCUCGGUGCUGGGCGAUGGACAGCGGCAGGAUAAACUGCAGAGGCCGGCGCAUCUGGCGACGAAAACAUUUCAAGCACUGCGCAUCUUUGUCAACAACGAACUGAACGAGAUCAACUAUGGCAUGCUGUUGGCGCAAGAGUAUCUGCGUGCCCAGGGUCGAUUGGUGGCCAUCACAUUUCAUUCGCUGGAGGAUACGAUUGUCAAGCGUCACAUCAAUGGCAAUGUAAUCGAGGGUGUGGCAAAUCCAUUACCGCUUAAGUAUUGCGGUCAUGAUAUCACCCAUGAUCCAGCUCUUCUCGAAUCCUUUGUGCAAUCCAACUGGCAACAGCUGCAUCGUCAUGUCAUUCUGCCCGAUGCCACAGAGAUCGCCAGCAAUAGUCGCAGCCGGUCGGCCAAGUUGCGUGCCGCAAUUAAAAUUAAGUAAUCAUUACAACAAUUUGUACACAAUUCAGUCAGGAAUAAAAAUGUCUGCCAUGCUUAACUGCA